AGGGUAAAAAUGGACUCCACUAGAACUUCACAAAUUAAGACAGCCAUACGACAUAUAUCAGAGUCAAUGUUUGUGGGACUGUGCCAUAAAGUGGGGACCUCACGACUGGUGGCCAUGAGGAGAGAUGUGGUGGACAUCAGGGACGUGAUGGAAAAUCAGAAGACGCCAAGUAAUAAAAACAAUAUGAUAGAAAGUGGAAGCCAAAAAGAAGGAUUCAGACUGGAGGGAUCAGAUAUAGACAUUAUGUUCUGGCCAAAUAAUCACCGUGUGAUCUGGGAAUUAUCUCAAUCGCAGUAUUACAACAGGCACAGACAAACACUGAUCCUCUGUGACUAUUUUGAUAGUCCACCAGGAUUUACUUUGUUAUGUUUACUGUCACCAAGCAUGGACAGAGGAAUCCAGGAAGCUUGUGUUAGAGUGAAUAACAGACAAUAUUUAUCUAGUUCUCUAUAUAGAUUAGUCACAUCUUCUGUAUUCCCAUUAAACUCCACUCAACACGGACCCUGUGCCAGUGGAAGAUUUGGAGCGAUAGAAUAUGAUCAUGCCCACUGUUUUGCCUGUGACUUUUGGUCUCCAUCUGCCUCCUCAUGGAUUGACAGAUGUCACUCAUGGCCCCAGCCUCAUGUUGUUGAUGAUAUAGUAAAAAAUGGAUGUCACUUUGUAGCAAUUGGACAUAAGCUAGGAAUUCAUGAAGACCUUGAAUGGAGAAUUUCUUUCUCUCUGGCAGAGCAAAAACUAGUGUUUGCAAUGAACCACUGUCAAUUCUUAACUUAUGCCUUGCUUAAAUUGUUCUUAACAGAAAUAAUUAACAAUGGAGUAGGUGAAGAUGAUAAAUUACUGUGUUCCUAUCAUAUUAAGACGGCAGUUUUCUGGGUGAUUCAACAAAAUACAAUAUCUCAUUGGUGUCCACAAAAUCUCCUGUGGGGUUUUUGGGUCUGUUUUAAACUCAUCCUCAAAUGGGUGUAUGAGGGGGUCUGUCCUAAUUUUUUCAUUCCAGAGAACAACAUGUUUCUGAAUAAAAUUCAUGGCGACAAACAAUAUCAAUUGUCUAUAAGAUUAUAUGGGCUUUACGAGAAGGGUUUAGCAUUUCUGCUACACAGUCCCUCCAUUAGGUCUUAUAUCAUAAAAGUUCUUCACAACCCGAGACUCUCAAUCUGUACAGACGAACGAACUCUGAUUUCUGAGGCUGAGUUUGAUAUUAACAUAUUUAAAGAAAUAUACAGGCAAGACACACUAUUCACAUCAAACUUAGAAUGUUGCAUGAGAUAUCUACAUACAAUAGAACAAAUGAUAGAUGCACCCCUCUUGACAGAGUAUCAAGUCAUCAUGCUACAGAAACUUACAGCUGAUGUCCUUAAGCAAACUGUUUUCAUAUUACACAUGAAAACUAACGCAUAUACAAACAAACUGAGUUAUAGAAAUGACAAAAUAUACUGUCACAUGCUGAAAUUAGCAGCCAAGUUUGGUUAUAUUACUGACAUGCUGUACUUGGCCAUGUAUUAUUACAAGACACUCAGAUACACUAAAGCAAUGUCUAUUACAGAAAUGAUCAAGGUCAAGUUAGCAAAGCCAUAUGUGAUGAAUAGGUUCAAUGUGAAUAAAGAGAUGUAUACUGAGGCUGUAGGGGGUCUAACUUGGUCUAAAAAGAUGAGAUAUGCUGUGGCAUGGACUAUCAGACUUGACAAUGAUAUCCAUUACAUCGGGGAAUUAAUACAAGAACAAAUGUCUGCUCAACUGAACAAUUGGCCUCAUUUAGAAGUGUCACCCUUAAUUCUGUUAUAUAUGCUAGAGAUCCUGUGCUACAGACAUGUAAACACAAUGAGAGAACAAACAUUUCUACGUGAAUUACAGACCCUUGUUCACUUUGAUCAAGGACAGCUAAUGGAUCCUCUAUACAAAGAUAUAUCUUGGCAGAUUCUUGGGAUCUGUCAACAGGUGACAGGGAACCUCCAGGCUGCUCUAUACUCAUACCAUCAAUCUCUCAGACAAGAACCAUACAACAAAAUACAUAUUGCUACAGAAAUGAGAAUACGGGAAAUUUUUCGAUGGAAUUCCUCAAUUACUUAAAUGUCUGAUAUUUGAAAUAUACCUAAUGAAGUUUGAUUUCUUGUUUGUUUUUUUUUCUCACAUUAUUUUUUUUUCUAUUUGCUCUAAAACAAGAUAUCCAUGGACAACAAUGUUCACCUGAUUCACUUUGUCCUGCUGUUCUUUCAACGAUUUUUAUAAAAAAAAAAAAAAAAGAAGACUUUUCCCACUUUUUAUUCCCAUGAAAAAUUGUGACCCUAUAUUGUGACCCCAACAUAACUCUUAGAAGUCAUGACCUGACCAUAUCUAAAUCCAUAUAACAUGGAGUUACUUCAAUAUUAAUAUCUUUAACAUAUUCUUUC
Saccostrea echinata is the source of this 2387-nucleotide messenger RNA. RefSeq lists its product as uncharacterized. The record is from RefSeq and is a predicted model, not a curated record. NCBI's taxonomy places the organism in Eukaryota, Metazoa, Mollusca, Bivalvia, Ostreida, Ostreidae. The transcript is spliced from 2 exons. Bases 10 to 2067 code for a protein of 685 amino acids.